GACACCAAGGAGACGUGUAGAGGAAGAUGGAGAUGAGGAUUCUUACAUAGGGCUGCUUGCCGUUUAUUCACACUCUUGCACACUCUUAUACACUCUGUUUACACUCUCUAUACUCGACGCUUACACACGUCAGAACUCUGUCCUUUACGCGGACAUCGCUCAGCUAUCUACGCCCUGGUACGGCUUCUCUUAUGCCUACCCCCUCGUCUGCCCUGGGCGGAGGCUCACCCAUUACCACCCGGCGACGAGGUGAGGCCUCGACAUCACUAGCCCUUCUUCGGCGGCGGCUGGGAUGUCUUCCAUGCAGGUUUGAGACCGUGGGGAAACAGCCAUCAUGUCAUCAGCGCCGUGUGUGACGGAGGACAUCCUGGAGGAAUUGCAGGUGGCUGCAGCCCAGAGUUUGGAACUGGUGGAUGCUGCUGAACAUUACGACAUCAUCAGAGAACUGGGCAAGGGAACGUACGGAAAGGUGGACCUAGCAGUGCACAAGGGCUCCGGUACAAAGAUGGCCCUGAAGUUUCUGAAGAAGAAAUCGACCAAGUUAAAAGCUUUCCUACGGGAAUACAGCAUCACCAACUACCUCUCGACGAACCCCUUCAUCAUCAACAUCUUUAAUGUGACCAUGGAGACGGAGGAUGCGUACAUCUUUGCGCAAGAGUACGCUCCAGCAGGAGACCUCUUCGACAUCAUCCCGCCACAGGUGGGGCUGCCCGAAGGCACCGUGAAGCGCUGCAUCCAGCAAGUUGGCCUGGCGCUCGACUUCCUGCACGGCAGGGGGCUGGUGCACCGCGACGUCAAACCCGAGAACGUCCUCCUCUUCGACAGGGAGUGCCGGCGCGUCAAGCUCUCAGACUUCGGCAUGACGCGGCGGGCGGGCGCCCGGGUGAAGCGCGUGAGCGGCACCAUUCCCUACACGGCGCCCGAGCUGUGUGACGGGGCGCGCUCCGACGGCUUCUGUGUGCGGCCCAGCAUCGACGUGUGGGCCUUUGCCGUGCUGCUCUUUUGCAUGCUCACCGGCAACUUUCCCUGGGAGACGGCGACGCCCGGCGACCCCUUCUACGGCGAGUUCCUCUCCUGGCAGCGCCGCAAGGCUGCUGCCACGGCCGCCGCCGGCACCGGCGCGGCCUCCUCCGGCGCCGUCCCCUCGCAGUGGCGCCGCUUCUCGCCCGAUGCGCUGCGCCUCUUCCGCAGGCUGCUGGCCACGGACCCCUGUCGGCGCUGCGCCGUCGCCGAGCUCUUUCGCUACGUCCAGCGAGACUGGAUGCUGGCGGGGGCUGGCAACGGCAACGGGGAGGGGGGGAGGCGAUCAGACGGGUGGCCUCGCGACGGCGGUGGCAUCACGGGGGAAGAGGAGGAGGAGGAAGCAGAUCGCCUGGCCUCACUCGUGCAGCAGCACCGCAUCUCAUCACUGGACAGCCCCACGGGCAGCCACCGCCGCCUGCUCCUCCUCGGCCACUUCUCGUCCACCGACAGCCCGGGCUCCGUGUCGGCAUUGGCUGCUGCAGCAGCUCACCGGCUCAGCCACUUCUCGUCACUUGACAGCCCCACCACCGCCACCACGGCCCAUACCGGCGGUGGUGGUGGCGGCGGCGCACGUGGCCGCCACUUCUCCCCGGGCGACGGCCCCCUCCCGUCGGCAGCAACGAGUGCCGACCGUCUGCGCCACUUCUCAUCGCUUGACAGCCCCCCUCUGUCCGCCAGUGCCGCCGCCACCGCCGCCACCGUGCGCGCCCUGCGCCAGUCGCACUCACAGUCGCCCCCUGCAGGGAAAAGCGGAGGGGGAGGCGGAGGCGGAGGCGGAGGAGGAGGGGGAGGAGCACGGGCGGCCAAUCGCAGCCACAGCUCGGGUCGCUCGCACAUCACAGCAAUCGAGAUCUGUGUGUGAGUGCCGUUGGCGACGAAGUGACCCCCCUCCGCCCGCCCAUCUGUCCCCGCGAAAACGGAAUUUGCGCGUUCAGAUCUGGUGAAGCCGCAUUGUGUUCUUUUACAGUAUCACGAUUGUGAGGGGUUUUUUUGACGGACAUGAGAUAUGCGAGGGUUUGGCCUGGAAAAGGUGGCUUAAACCUGACCCGCUCGCCCGAUUUACCCCGCUCAUUCAGCAGUUUCACCGCACUCAACAACGACCAUUCACCAUACCCGUUCGCCACUAAGCGGCGGUGAUGUCCCCACAGCAUUAAGGGUGCACCUUGUGUGUGGUUUUACUGACCGAAGUGACUUGCAGCUUGCACCAGCUGUGUUCCCCACUUGUGCCCGCUUUGUUGUGUUUUAGCCGCCCGGCGCUCCGCUCGUUGUUGUGAGCGUUGCUCCUCUGCCCUCCAUUGCCAUUGGAGGGCGACCACCUCUAACUGCCCAGUCGCGUCCUUCAUGGGCCUCCUCCUCCACGGGCCUCCUCCUCCACAGAGGCCGAUCUUAACACCACCAGGACCUGUCAUCGGGUAGUCCAAUCAGCUCCACAUCCUCCUGUACCGCAUCAGUCCAUCUCAUCUCUAGCCUGUGCUAUGACCCAUCUAGCACCCUCUAUCUGGCCAAAAAGAAGCUGUUUGGUCAUGCGGUGACUGAAACCACAUUGGGGCUCUGCAAGUCUUUCCUCAACAUGCCUUGGCAAGGUGAUGUCGAAUAAUCGUUGCCAGGACCUUUCCUGGGAUACUGAGGAGGAAGAUGCCCCUGAUAGUUGCUACAAUUAGUGCAGUUCACCUUAUAAAGGGGAUCCUUCCAAUCCUGCAGAAACCAUCAUAUGGUCCAGACGGUUAUAAUGAUGUAACAGAGGUCAGCUUCCACAAAAAACAAAAACUAAUUUAUAUAUUUUUUUUAUUUUACGAGGUAAGGCCCACUGAGCGAUCGAUAUAGCUCUUUUUCAGAAGCGACCUGACCACAAAUCAUAGAUCAACGAAGUGGCUUGCAACGUGGAACUUUUCUCGCAGCCAAAUACUUGUGAUGUUGAUUCUAAAUGUGGAGAAAAAACCGGAGGACCAAGAGAAAAAUCCAAGCGACCACGGAGAGAGAUAUACACAAAUUCCAAAUUUACAGCAGGCGUCAGGGUUGGGAUUGAACCCAUGACCUCCUGUAUACCAGGUGAGUGAGUUAAUAUCUCGCCACAAUCGCCCACCUCAGCAGCUCGCCUCAGAGGUCAUCGUUGCCUGCCACUUUACCUGGUCUUGCACACCCUCAGAUGGGACUUCAGCCAGCCAGCUAACCAGCCACUCACAGGGAGCGGUUCCCUUGUGCAAUAUUCGAGGCACAGCUCCCCCAGCCAAGUGAACCCCCCCUUGCCUCCUGUUGUCAUCUGAGCUGAGGGGUUUCCCCUCCAAACCAACAACUCACGGAAAUGCUCCGCAAAACUCUACAGUCCUAUUCCUCUGGGUGGUUGGAGAUCGAAUCAGCCUAACCCACUCACCCAGUCAUCCACUCAACUACGGGUUGCCACCUAGUCCAGGAAUUACUAACUAUAUAUACUAUAUUUUUAUUUUACCAGGUAAAGCCCACUGAACUAUAUAGGUAUUUUUCAGAAGCGACCUGGCCACAAAUGAUAGCUCAACGAAGUGGCUUAUUAAGUGGAAAUUUAUAGCAGUAGCCAAAUACUCUAAACGCACGUUUCUAAAUGUGGAGGAAAAAACCCGAGGACCCAGAGAAAAAUCCAUGCAGCCACGGGGAUAGAGAUGCAAACUCCAAAUAUAUAGGUGUCAGGGUCGGGAUCAAACCCACGAACCUCCUGUAUACCAGGCGAGGUAGUUAACAUCUCGCCACCGUGGCGCCCAAUUGAGUUGUACCAACGUCUGGUGAUGAAACUUAUUUCGGGAUACUGCCCGGUUAUGAUAACCGAUCGAAGCCAGUAGCAGUUGGUUUUCAGUGUGGUUCCCCGGGACCACGCAGUGGAGUCCGCGACACUCCUCCACGUGCUCCUCAGGGCUGUGAUGCAAACACAGGUUGAGCCGGACAAUAAUGACAACUUUUAUUGACACCUUUUGUUGCGGACAUUAAAUAAUAUUUUCACUUAUAUUUAAUUUAAGAAACGAAGUUUGGUGAACUACCCUGAUUAAGCUACCCUAGCCCUAAUAUCUAUAUGCUGCCCCACCUCUAAAAAAAGCGUUUAAAAAAAUGAUGUUCCGGUAAUUUGAAUAGUUUUGUAUUACUGGCAUUUAGAGAGAGAAGUGAAAUGCAUAUAAGUGGUUAAUGGCUGUCAGUAGUGUAUGUCGGUGGGCUGUGGAAGUGUUUGCAAUCGGCUUAGCGGUCCACGAGGCCAAACAAGUAUGAGAAACCCCGCUCGAAGCUGACUGGAAAAUGCGUCCUGCUUGGCCUGGGAAGUUUUGGGAGAUCCCGGCUCUGGAGAAGAGAGAUCUCUGUCUAUGCGCCGCCGUCACUUAACGGUGGAAUUUUUUUUCAUUCUGCACAUACCAAUUGAUGCAAACCUUGCAAUAUGUCAUUUGCUCUGUAGCUCAGUAAAUUAUUAAUAGGUAAGCGUGUGUGUGGGAAGGGGGGAAUUACAGCUUUAGCUGAAUGUUGUGCUUGAAGUACUGUGAAAGAUCUGUUUCAAUAAAAGAGCUUUUCACUGUUAGUACAGUAUUUAGCAUGUAUAGUAUAUAUAUAGUGUUGUCAAUUAUACGGUACAUAUCAGAGAUAUACAUACAUAUACGGAUCGUCAAAAACACCUUGAAAAUGGAAUUAUAAAUCUUCUUGCCAAAUGUACCCACAUGAAAGAGAGAGAUGCUCCUUCCCUAUAAACAUCUGGGCAAUUCACCAGCAUUGGUUCAAGCAAAUCGCCUGGCUCUGCUGAUGCGGUACGACUUUGAAACAUAUCUCGCGUUUGCUUGCGUUGAAACGAAUUCUGCCGAAAUUAUGGACUCAUAUAAGUGGUUAAUGGAUGUGUAAAAUAAAUGGAUGUGUUAUUUACGUGAAGGGACAUCGUAUGGGUUACUAAACUGAAAAAUAACAAAUAUCUGAACCUCAAUGCGUUUAAUACUCAUUACAUCCCAUUUUCAAAUGUGGUUGACACAUUUGUGUGUAUAGUGUACAUGUAUAUAAUGUAAACAUAGAUAGAUGUAUGUGUGCAAUAUGUAUUCAGAACACCACAAACCCGACACCUUUCAAUUCCUUUGCAGUUUGCUAUAUUAUUUCCAGAGGGUAGAUGGCCACGUGCGAGAGUGCGAGUGAGUGUAAAGUUGAGACGGUGUGAGAGUGUGAGUGUAAGGGAGUGUUAGUGUCGUGGCUUGUGCGCUGCGCUACGAACCCGCCCACCCGAGUUCGAUUCCCGCUCACGGCCAACACCAGUGACGAUUAUUUUAAUCGGUCAUGGGCCUCCUCCCCUAGUUCGACUCGGUCCACAUUGUUGUGCUCGUGCGGGAGUGGGUGGUGUAUUUAUUAGAGCGCUGUGCUACGAAAGCAACGAGCCAAGUUCGAUUUACACUCGGCCAACGAUGACAAAUAAUUUGAACCGGUCAUGGGCCACCGCUAGGUUGACUUAUCCUUAAAUGAUUACCCGGUACGAUGAGUAAACGUCACCAUUUGGGGGACAAAGGCGGCCGGGCGUGGUUAUCGCCACCCAUCCCCGCGUAUGCCGUGCAGUCCUCCAUAGGCACUCGCUAACAGCACUUCCUCCAACAGUCUGUUAAAGGCUGUAUGGGAGACCUCUGUCUUUGUGCGUGUGUAAGUGAACAUGCUGCUGCAAAAGGAUAGAUUACAUACUGGCAUGGUGGCACCUUUACAUUUGGACCACCGCACCACGCAUUCAUACCCAUUACACACUCGCAUAUGUAUGUAUAUAGUAUUUUAUAUUCAGGGCUAUUAUUGGAUCUGUGAGAUUCCACAAACACUAAAGUGUUUCUUAGUGCAAUGUUUUGUCAGGUUUUAGAAUAAUUGUACAGCAACGUAAGAUGUGUUCGGGUCGUGUGCUGUGUUAACCAUGGUAUAGGGCUAAUCGUUCUACAGCACAGCAAGUAGGUUGUGUAAAUACCAUGCGUGCAAUAGACCAGGUGUGACGUGUUAAGCACAUAAACAUUUGGAUAUUUUUUUGUACUUGGCUAUUACCAAGGGUGCAAUCUUGCGGUCCAUUGUAGUAGGGUUGUUUUUUUUAUCGUCUUUUCUAGUUAACCAGUAACCAUUUCCAUUUGCAAUACGGCUUGCCACGCAUACAGCAACACAGUUGCCCGGACACAACCGCAUAAUGCGCUCACCUGUUUUAAACCGAGCAACACAGGGAGGCAGCCACAUGAGUCCCGAGGUCACCAGUUCCCUUCCAUCUCCCGGCGCGGCAAACAGACGAUUGGGGGGGGGGUGACUUUCUCAAAUCCACCCCCUACUCCCCCCCCCCCCCCGUUCUCCCCCAUUGCCACAAGGGGUGGUCAGUAAGCUGCGGAUCUUCAAGCAACCCCUUCGUGACGUUAUUUAUUCAGGACCACCGUCUCGUAUUCCACGUUGCAUUGCGGUUCCUCUUGAAAUAUUUCCUCUCAACCCAGCCAGUGCACACGGGAAGCGAGCUGUCACGGCUCGCCGAUCGGCAGCUUUGUCUGCAGUGGGGUAAAGGAAGGAUAAGGCCACCCCUUCCGCGACAUCUAGUCGGCUUGUUGGGUUGUAUAUUCCCAAUUUCCAUUCAGUUGCAUUUGUUUCUGAAGCUCCAACUUGUAAAAAGCGGUUACCAUUUCGUGACUUUUUGAACUGGUGCCGAUCUAUGCACGUAGCCUGAAUCCAGCACUGUGGAGAGCGGGGGGGGGGGAUCGCACUCCUCUUGUGAAACUCCCUUCCCGUGAGGCGUGGAGGAGGGACCGUGCCCCUGGCGAGCCAGCAGAAAGCGGAAGAGCAAGUGAGCUAAUCGCCAUCUGUUCAUUUGUACGGGGAUAGAGCGACGCCCCCCCUCUCGAAUGCAUAGAUUUCGACCCACACAUAUAAAAACUGGAAAAAUAAAUAUAUUAUUAUCAUUGUUAUUUUUGAAACAACCCUACUAUUGUGAGUGCUGGCCAGAACCGUCACGACGUGGACCGCUGUUCUAAGUGUUCCGGCCCUGGGUGGUUCGAGCAUCCGUCUUCUAUGCGCGGGCUUUGUUGCUGAAGUUGUUUCGUUUUGAUGUCUCCCUUUCUCUCGGUGGCAUCUGCUGUGCCCAGAGGAUUGGUGUUGGGUUUCCGUGCCCAAGGGUAGGGUCUCUGUGUUCGUGCCAUGCAGCAGUGCCGUGAAUCUCUUGUCCAUGUCUUGCUAGCUGUCGUGUUGUUGUUGUCGUCGAUUAAAAAAAUCAGUUGCUGAGCCACGGGGCCCGUGAAGUCCUAAAACGGCAGGCGGCCGGCAACAAACGGCACUAUUAAAAGUUGUAAUAGAUAAUAAGGUGUAACUCGUUUCUUGAAUUGAGAAAGAUAUUGUUGUUGUUAUAAGAACUUGGGAGAGAAAGAAAAAAGACGAUGGAAAUCCCUGAGUGGAUCGGUGACGAGUGCAUGGGAAGAAGUAGGAAGAGGAGUGGUGUGUGACCUGCAGUGUGGUGAGUGGGAAGUUGAUUGGGUCACUGUGACUGUAGCGGUUAGCGCGCCGCACUACAAAACUCGGCAAUCCCCGAGUUCGAUUCAGCUCAUGGCUUAAACCGGUGACGAUUAUCUGAACCGGUCCUGGGCCUCUGCUAGGUCGACUUGGCCUCAAAUAAGUACCUGGUUCGAUGUGUAAACAUCGCCCCCUUGGGGAGAUAAAGAUGGCCGGGUGUGGCUCUCGCUAACGGCACUUGUUCCAAUCUUUUAAGGCUAUAUCGAGUUAUUUGCUUCCUACAGUGUGGUGAUUGAACAGACUGGUGGAUAUGACGAAACGGACUGUGGUCUGGUUGAUCCGAGUCCUUCAAACACGGGUGGAGGAACCAAUGAGCCAGGUUCAUGGCAAUAGAAACCACGUUAGCAGGCGACGGACCCACCGGUUAAUGAGUACAUGGAGUGAAUGAAUUCUAGGUCAUCAAUUCUCCCAUGUUUAUUAACACAUUAAUUUACCGAUAACACCUUAACACACGAAGGACCACAGAGCUGGGACAAUUGUUAGUGGCGCCGGCUCCUCGCCAACGCGUGGCUGUUGCCGCUGACUUCCCCGCUCCUCGUUCUCGUCUGUGGGGUUUCUUCCUCCUGGCACUUCUAAAUCGACCGAGCGGAUAUUGGGUGGCAGUAGCAGCGCAGUGGUAAAAUCUGACAUUGUUAUAUUUUUUGUAUAUCUUAAAAAAAAAGGAUUGGCACGGGAAGGGAAAACUGAACUUCUUUAAUGCGCAUCUGCUAGUUUGCGUGCGUGUGUGAAUGAGGCUGGCCUGAGCCUAAUGUUAGUCGACCGAUAACAGUUGUAGGUGUCAAACCCGGCCACUGCUGGUCCAUGGCGUUGUUCGUGCGUGCGUGAAUAUCCUCCUCGUCUUCCUCAGAGUGUAGUCUCGUGUGACGCCAUCAUCAGCGCCGCUGUCUCGAUGCCUCGUGCAGCACUCUGCGCAGUUUCACGCACAAGCUGCCUGUAAAGCGUCGUGGCUUGUGUUUUGGGGGGUCUGUUGAGUCAAUACCGGUGAGCAAUAACGUCACUUGAGCUGGAAAAGUGUUUUCCAUUUGUUUAUCAAAUUCACUCCCCUCGCCCGAGGGAGAAUGCAAUGGAACGGGUAAAAAUGCCACCUGCAGGAAGCAUUCACAUUUCCACAAAUUACAAGCAGCUGAAAAUCAAAUGUGUUUUCUUAUAUUCACUAUAGUGAUGCUAAUGAUUAUUUUGUGUUGAACUAGGACCCAUAUCUAACAAGAGUGUGUCCUUUGCUAUAAACAAAGAAUCUGUCAGUUCACCAUUAUUGGUUCAAGCGAGCCUGACUGCUAAUGAGACACGACUAAAUGUCAGAACUGGUGCAACGUUUUGCAUGAAUUGAACCAACCCUGCUGAAAUGAUGCCCUCCCAGAAGGCCCGUGUGGCUGUUGGGAUACGUCCAAAAAUAUACUUGAUUUGUUUACGUGAAUUGACAGGCGUGUUGAAGGAGGCACGUACCCUCUGCGUGUGAAUGUCCAUCUCGUUUAUGACGGACAAACGCUGCGCCAACGUGGGAAAUUGUGCCCCGAGUCUGAGAUGCGUUCUUCAAACCAAGGCGUCAGCUCACACUGGGGAGGAUCAUGGUAUCUUUCAUUUAUUUGGCUGGGGAAUCGGUUGUGGUUUUAGGAAAAACGUGAAUCGAUUUUAUUUAUAUACCAAUAUAAACGUGCUCUUUGCAAAUGAAAAAAACCCAACACUCCCGUCACAACACAAUUUUUGAAGAUCACAUAAUUUCACUGAACCUGUGUGGAAACUGAAAGAAUAUAUAUCGAAGCAAUAUUGUGACAUCUUGGGAGAGUCCUGUGCUUAUGUGAAAACAAAAAUUCAAGUUGUGGCAUAAGUGAUAAAUAAAAACACUUCGUCAGCUCAAAGAGUGUGCGUGCCGUGUGUUCAUGUACAUGGUGGAGCCAGCGA
Lethenteron reissneri (Far Eastern brook lamprey) is the source of this 9411-nucleotide messenger RNA. Its product is annotated as serine/threonine-protein kinase SBK1-like. Gene Ontology annotation, molecular function: ATP binding; protein serine/threonine kinase activity. The record is from RefSeq and is a predicted model, not a curated record. NCBI's taxonomy places the organism in Eukaryota, Metazoa, Chordata, Hyperoartia, Petromyzontiformes, Petromyzontidae. Gene Ontology annotation, biological process: protein phosphorylation.